Erpetoichthys calabaricus (reedfish) is the source of this 4823-nucleotide messenger RNA. RefSeq names its product ribonucleoprotein, PTB-binding 1 (gene raver1). The coding region runs from base 41 to 2413 and encodes 790 amino acids. Gene Ontology annotation, molecular function: mRNA binding. The record is from RefSeq and is a predicted model, not a curated record. The transcript has 15 exons. Lineage: Eukaryota; Metazoa; Chordata; Cladistia; Polypteriformes; Polypteridae. Gene Ontology annotation, cellular component: cytosol; ribonucleoprotein complex.
AGAAUCGCCUGUUGCUGUUGCUAGACUGAAUCUUUUCGCCAUGGCGGCUGCCGUGUCCGUUAGGAGCACCGCUGACAGCGAAUCCUCACACCCUGCUUCUAGCCCAGGUCUCGAAUUGCCUCGUCGUGUGGACGACUGGGGAUUUUCGGAGUAUGGUGAGACGGGAGUAGACGAAGAGAACCAGCGGAGGACCGAGGAGGAGCUGCUGACACUAACCGCCGAAGAGAUUGAAAGCCGCCUCGAGAGGACCCGCAGAGAGUUUCAUAACCGUCGAAAAAUUAUUAUCAAAAAUCUGCCAGCUGACAUCUCUAACCAGGCAAUCCAUGACCUGCUGAGCAACUAUGAUUUGAAAUACUGCUUUGUGGAUAAAUACAAAGGAACAGCUUUUGUCACACUGCUAAAUGGUGAACAGGCAAAAUCUGCAAUCAAGGAGUUUCAUCAGUACGUUUUACGGGACAAAGAAAUUUCUGUACAGCUGCAGCCCACAGAUGCCUUAUUAUGUAUUGCUAACCUGCCCCUAUCUUACACACAGCAACAGUUUGAUGAGUUGGUGCGUCCUUUUGGGAACAUAGAACGUUGCUUUCUGGUCUAUAGUGAGAAUACUGGUCAUUCCAAAGGGUAUGGGUUUGUUGAAUAUAUGAAAAAGGAUUCUGCCGCCCGAGCCAAAUCAGAAUUGUUGGGAAAACAACUGGGCACCCGUAUGCUGUAUGUACAUUGGACUGAAGUAAAUUCACUCACAUAUCCGUUACUUCACUCUCGGUGCUUAUGUGUGGAUAGACUGCCCCGUGGACUUAAAAAUGCAGAUGACUUAAGGGAAUUAUUUGCCAGCUUCCAUCAACCUGUUUUUUGUCAGUUGGCUCAAGGUCAAGAUGGACAUUUCAAGAGAUUUGCAGUGCUGGAGUUUGAGACGUCAGAAAUAGCAGAAUCGGUCCAGCGUCAUUGUGAUGGGCUGGCUUUUGGCACAGGCUAUUUACGUGUGUCCUUCUGUGCUCCAGGACCCCCGGGUCGAAGCAUGCUGGCAGCCUUAAUUGCAGCCCAGGCAAUGGCAUUAAAUCGAGGAAAAGGGUUACUUCCUGAGCCAAAUGCACUUCAAAUUCUCACAAGUCUGAACAAUCCUGCCACUCUGAAGCUGCUGUUGAACCCCCUACUGCAAGGACCCCAAGCCCCCUCUGGAAGGAAGCAUGGUAUUCUUGGAACACCCCCUUCAUUGCCUUUCUUGGGUAAUCCUGCUAUUUCAACAGCACUACUACAAAUGCUACUCCAGAAUCAAACCCCACCUCAACAGAAUGUAUUACUUGGAAAUCCUUUGCUUCUGCAGAAUCUUGUUUGGACUCAACUACUCCAGAAUAAGGAAAACCAGGCCUUCCUCAGUACAGGGAUUUUGGGGGAAUCCCCACUUGCAGCUUUACCCCCAAUGAAUACAGUUCAGGGUGGAGGUAUAAUGAAUGAUUUAAUUGCAGGUGGUGUUUUGCCUGGUGUUGGUUUACAUUCUGAUGUACCUUCUGCAUCAGUUAAACCGUCCCAUCUACCUGGAGGAAAUGUGCCUUUGCCUCAUCUUCUUGGUGGAGUCUCUGCUGAAAGAGAAUCUCCUACACCCAUAGGAUUACACCUUCCACCACAGAGCUCUUCAACCCUGCCAGGCAUAGCCAACCCAGUUAUCAAUACUGUACUUGCCAGCCUGCAGCAAAAUCAAGGGAUGACUGGAGAAAAUGGUCCCUCUUUGCCUGGGGUCUCAAUACUAGGAGAGCCACCAAAAGAUUUGAAAAUGCAACAGAACCCAUUUUUGAAUAUUCAGAGCAUUUUUCCUGGUGCUGGAAUGUCCGGUACUCCCACAAAAUUGCACUCUAGCCGAAAGAAACCUACAGUUUUGGGAAACAUGUCUAAUCCUAGACUCUCCUCUGUUUCACAAAUGGAUUUUUCUAUUCCUCCUACUGGAAGGUACCAGGACAACUAUGGUUUCAGAGACCAUAGACAGGAUAAUGCAUACCAACUGCAAGAGUCCCCUGAAUCUGUGGUACGAGGUCUUCCCCCACACCGAUCAAAGGGUCCUUAUCCUGCAAGCUACAGUGAAUGGAGUAAUUUUGGUCCAUCUUCUUCUGUUGCUCCAUUCAAUGCUGGUUCACCUAGUUCUUAUUUUCAAAGUGGAAUACAUGCAGGCCUAAAGCAGUCACAUUUAAACAAGGCUGUUGGAAUGCCUUCUGUGAAUCAUGGAGGUGGAAUGUAUGGCUAUGGUCUAAGCUCAUCUCCUACUGGGAGUUUACACAAGACUCCAGGUGGAGGACAGAAAAGAGUUUUUUCUCAUCUCAUUCCUUCUCCUGAACCCAGUCCAGAAGGUGGAUAUAUUGGCCAGCAUUCACAGGGUCUUGGUGGGCAUUAUGCAGAUUCCUAUUUGAAAAGGAAGAGAAUAUUUUAAGAUGAGCCCUGGAGUACCAUUCUGUUCUAAUCAUGUGCUCGAAUUUCAUUUUUAAUAUAUAAUAUAUAUAUAUUGUGUGAAGAAUGUUUUGAUUUGAUCUCAUUUUUGCCUUUGGGCAAUAAUGAGCAACUCUAGUUCUAUUUUUGUUUUAUUAUUUUAUUUUUUUUUUUCUGGAAAGGCUAUUAUGGGCCAAGUUUGUUUAAUGAUUCAUAAGGUCUUUAAUUUGGUAUACGAAUUACUUCUAUAUCAUUAUGCUCCUUUCCUUUUUUUUUAAAUAUGUUUUUAGUUGUUUUUAAUUUAAAUUUGUGUAUGUAAAUUCUUUUUAAUUUAAAAGUUGGCCUUUCCUUAAUGUUAUGACAGACUUAUUAUAAUGGAAAGUGUGUUUUCCUGUAUUCUGUUCAUUUGACUCACAUUUUACAGAUGUCAAAGAUUUGAUUUAAUUUUUCCUCUGACCUUUUUAUUAAGUUCUAGUGUGGUUGUGUGUUUUGUUCUCUGUAUUGUCGUCUUGGCUAUGUAUAAAUGGUAUGUUUAUAGUAAACAUUGCAUACCUUCUUUUAAUUGUUAAUGAAAGCUACUUGAGCCUCUUGACAGAAAUAUAUUUUCCAGUUGUAAUGACUGGAUGACUUUGUGCUACCUUUUUAAAAUUGUGCAACAGUUGCAAAUACUUAUUUUUACAUGGAAUAUUUCUUCCUUAUUUUUGUAAUCAUUAAAAGUGGCACUUCUUAAUGGAAUUUCCAUGUAGUCUUUAAGACCAUUAGUUUGAAAAUUUUUUUUUUUUUUUUUUUUUUUUGGCAUUAGUGUCCGUCUUGGGUUUUACAAUCUUAGGCUUAAGUAAUUUCAGUUUAGACAGACUGGGAACCAUUAUUUAGCUGCUGCUUUUAAAAUGCAUACAUCUAUAUUUGUACUAAAUUUGCAUAAUCUUUCAAUCAGAGCUGCCUUAUUCAAAAGCUGUUACUUGCACUAUUUGUUAAAUAUUUAAACCUGGGUUAUUGCAAUGUAGUUUUUCAAUUAAAAUUUGUGGAAAGGGUUUAUAAGAAGGGUAUAUUCUUUCAUGAUCCAAAAGAACAUUGUUUUAAUUUAAGGUCAGAGUAUUAGCAAAUUUUGACUACAUGAUUCAAGUUGAUGUGAGUGUGGUGUGUUUGUCCCCAUCCCCCUUUCCUUUCUUUCCUUGAAGCUAGCAACACCAUCACAAAAGUGUUCUCCAUAAUAUUUGACUGCACCUGACUGUUCAAUUUUUAUUGUCUCUUUUAUGGUGAUCCUAAGGAUAGGAAAAACACAUUUAUAGUGGAAUUUAAGCAUUACACAUCACAAGUUUGUGUUUGUUAAUAGACACAAGUUUUUUUUUUUUUCCCUCCUGUUCUACUUUUUUGAUAUCUUCUCACUAUUUUCAUGGUUUUGUUAUUUAUUUCUUAAGGGCUGUAUGUGUAUAAAGUGUGUGUGUGCGCGUGCCCCUCACGCUUGUUUUCUCUUUUGAGAAAACACUUUUUAGUUCGUUUAAAACUGCCAGCUCUUAACUUUUAAUGUCAUUGAAGGGGUUCUCUUAGUCCAUUGAUCUUUUGUUUCUUUUCUAGCAUCAUAUGCACAAUAUACAUACACUGCCAAUAUAAAGCAAAUUGUUUGGAAGGAAUUGUAUACUGUUUUCAAUGGACCAAGUGAUUCAGCUUUUUGUGUUCCUUGAGAUAUAUAUAUUUUUUUUCCUCUUCACUGGACUACUUCUGCUCUACUUCGAUGUUUGACACAGUAAAAGUAAUUUGAAAACAUUUGUGUCCAUCUCUUUUACUUCUAAACAUUUGUAUUAGCAUCACCUAGUUUGUUAGAUUAAUUUUACCUUCUUGCCACUUUGCCAAUUAAAACUGCCUUGACUUUGUAAUUACCUCAUAGCUUGUUCAGCCAAACUAGAAUGUUACACGUGUGUCAUUUGUAGUGUAUAAUGAUCAAAGUAGAUGUAUGAUCUUCCCAUUCUGGGUGUCUGUGUGCCAUAAACAUUGACUUGUCUUUGUGUCCAUUCUAAAUAACGGCAUAAUCAAGGUGUUUUUUUGUUUUGUUUUUCCCCCCCAAAUUUCAUUAUUUCAUAUUUGCCUAUAGUUAAGUAUUUUGAUUUGCACAUUUAAACAUUGUUCAGUUAACACUAAGGGUUUGCUUUUGAGUAUGUACCCUUUUAUUUCUUAAAAGUAAUAAUAACCUUGUCGGACCUUCAUUCUCAUCAAUGUGAAGUAUUUGAAUGUGCAGCAGAGUAUGUGAGUAGUUUAACCUGUUCUUUGUGCGUGGCAUUUAGCCAAAGUUAAAGUAAGAGUGUGAAAUCUAAUUGGAUUUGUUCUCUAAAGGAUUUAAAAGCACAUUUAAUUUUGACUUUAAAAUGCAUUUUGCCAUGUGUUGAACAUGCUUGAAUUAAUAAAAUAUAGUAAAUGUC